Penicillium diatomitis is the source of this 1065-nucleotide messenger RNA. Its product is annotated as mitochondrial 37S ribosomal protein uS7m. Lineage: Eukaryota; Fungi; Ascomycota; Eurotiomycetes; Eurotiales; Aspergillaceae. The record is from RefSeq and is a predicted model, not a curated record. Gene Ontology annotation, cellular component: ribosome. Bases 1 to 1065 code for a protein of 354 amino acids. Gene Ontology annotation, biological process: translation; ribosomal small subunit assembly. Gene Ontology annotation, molecular function: rRNA binding; structural constituent of ribosome; mRNA binding. The transcript has 4 exons.
AUGCCCCCCACGACAACUUUACUGACAGCAACUCGGGCGGCCGCCUUAUUCCGCCCGCCAUUUGCUGCUUCUUACACGCAGCGAAGCGUCGCUCUGCCUCUCCGAUCUCGCAAGCACGCGGGCCCGAUUCAGAAACGAUGGAACUCAUCGCCAGUCCACAAGAAGCCUCUCUCGCCAGAUGAGCAAAAGUUCCCGACACAGGAUCAGCUGCCUCAUGUCAAUGAGGAGGCCUCGGCAAUGGAUCGCAUCCUUCAGAAGGAGAAGACCUGCGAUGGACAGCCGUCAAGUCCCGAGUUGGAACAAGGGAGCCCGGUUGAAGAUAUCUUGAAGCGUGACAAAGAAGGCUUGAAGCACAUGCCCAAGGUCAUGCAAGACCAAUUGAAAAAGAAACCCGCCGGCAGCUCUCGUUCAUUCUCGACCUCAUCUCGCAGCCGUCAGCAAGAUAUGGAGACAAUCGGCUCCCAGGACGACAUCUCUGCCGCUGUUCUUGCCGAUAUGAUCAAGCAAGUCAACGAUGAGGCAAACUACCAGCUGCCCGAAGGGCUCAAAUUCGACAUGCCCAUGCUGCCGUCCGAGAAGAAGACUUUGAACUUUCGCAAGCGUUACGACUCCAUGCAAGAUCAAUUCACAAAGAUGCUGAUGCAAGAUGGAAAGCUGGCGCGCGCCCAAAAGAACAUGUCCAUCAUCCUCGACCAUCUCCGCACAUCCUCUCCCCCUAAUAUCAACCCUCGUCGCCCUCUCAUGGGUGGGCCUCCUGCACCCCAAUUGCCCUUGGACCCUGUCCGCUACCUCACCUGCAUCAUCGACUCGAAGGGUAUUGCCGGUGGUGGUACUGCCGUGCAGAUCCCCCACCCUCUGACGCUGCGUCAGCGUCGUCGUGCUGCGAUCAAGUGGAUCUUGGAUGCUUCAGAAAAGAGACGUGACGCGCAGCUGGCCAACCGCGUCGCCAAUGAGUUGGUCGCUGUGGCUGAGGGUCGCAGUGGUGUCUGGGACCGCCGAGACCAACAGCACAAGAUUGGUAUUUCUGGUCGUGCCAACUUGGGUCUCGCGCCUCGUCGUCGCUAG